Molecule: messenger RNA, 954 nt
Organism: Cryptotermes secundus
Lineage: Eukaryota; Metazoa; Arthropoda; Insecta; Blattodea; Kalotermitidae
Gene: ND-30
Product: NADH dehydrogenase [ubiquinone] iron-sulfur protein 3, mitochondrial
Exons: 5
Coding region: 47-841 (264 amino acids)
Molecular function (GO): NADH dehydrogenase (ubiquinone) activity
Source: RefSeq, a predicted model, not a curated record
AUGAUAUAAAGUGAUCCAUUGCAUCCAAAGAUAUGUGGUGAGAGUUAUGGCGUCGUGUAUUUUGAAGCGAUUGCGGAGAGGAAUUGACAUUGCCACGAGGUUUAAAGGAUAUGGAGGAAGUGUUUCAACUCAGUUCUUAAGAUUAACACAUGGAGAAGCAGCAGCUGCUGCUGAAACUAGACCAACUGUUCGCAAAUUUGAUACAAUUCAACGAUCACAGUUAACUGACUUUGGAAAGUAUGUAGCAGAAUGUUUACCCAAAUAUGUGCAGAAAGUGCAGUUAACAGCUGGAGAUGAACUGGAGAUCUUGAUUGCUCCUGAAGGUGUCAUACCAGUAUUACAGUUCCUGAAAGAUCAUCAUAACACACAGUUUGCCAACCUGGUUGACAUUGCUGGAAUGGAUGUGCCAGCCCGUCAGUACAGAUUUGAGGUGAUCUACAACUUGCUGUCAUUGCGAUUCAAUUCUCGAAUUCGCGUUAAAACAUAUACUGAUGAGCUGACUCCACUCGACUCUUCAUGUGAAGUGUUCAAAGCAGCCAACUGGUAUGAACGAGAAAUCUGGGACAUGUAUGGGGUGUUCUUUGCCAAUCAUCCUGACUUGAGAAGGAUUCUUACUGAUUAUGGCUUUGAGGGGCAUCCCUUUAGAAGGGACUUCCCCCUUUCUGGAUAUGUUGAGGUUCGUUACGAUGAUGAGAGGAAGCGUGUAGUUGUCGAACCAGUCGAGUUAGCUCAAGAAUUUCGACGAUUUGAAUUGUCUGCUCCCUGGGAACAGUUUCCUAACUUCCGUGGUGGCCCACCUGUUGCAGAAGAAGUGCCAGUAGACUCAAAAGAAAAGAAAUAAGGGUUUACUUGUUACACUUCUUGUAAGAGUAUCAAGAUUAACUCUGUAUUAGAAGGAAGGAAUAAAAUUGUAUCAUACUAUGUGAAGCUAAUUAAAAGUAGUUGUUGAACAUA